AUGCUGGCGGUGGCGGAGCAGGAGUAUCCACAGGUCUACAUCCGGGCCAGCAGGGGGCGCAGCGCUGCACAGCCCCUACAGCUGGACUACAUAGACCUCAACUCCAACACCAGCUGGUUCACCGACACCGGACUCGAGAGCCGCAGUGCUGACCGGGUUCAGCUGAGUCAGUUGGAUGCAGACACUCUGCUGGUGCUGAUAGACAACAGAACUGUUGUCAUGGAGAAGCGAAUGUGUGACGACCAAUCAGGACUCUGUAAUCUGUACGUGCUGGAGACGACUGACUCCGCCCCUAUCUCCUGAGCAACAGCAACUGACCGAGAGACUGUUACUAACGUUACUUUGCAGUAAACAGGAGAUCAUGAAGACCAUGCAGACGUCUGCUGUGUGUGUGUGUGUGUGUGUGUGUGUGUGUGUGUAAGGCUUGUUUUGUCUCCACAAGGAGAACGCCUCAUAAAUCACACAGAAUAAAGGAUUGUGAAGAUGUGAAACUGCA
Molecule: messenger RNA, 496 nt
Organism: Danio rerio (zebrafish)
Lineage: Eukaryota; Metazoa; Chordata; Actinopteri; Cypriniformes; Danionidae
Source: RefSeq, a predicted model, not a curated record